Messenger RNA from Molossus molossus (Pallas's mastiff bat), 4107 nucleotides. It is a transcript of the gene VASP, whose product is annotated as vasodilator stimulated phosphoprotein. The record is from RefSeq and is a predicted model, not a curated record. Gene Ontology annotation, biological process: actin cytoskeleton organization; protein homotetramerization; axon guidance. NCBI's taxonomy places the organism in Eukaryota, Metazoa, Chordata, Mammalia, Chiroptera, Molossidae. Gene Ontology annotation, molecular function: profilin binding; actin binding; SH3 domain binding. The transcript has 14 exons. Bases 2177 to 3295 code for a protein of 372 amino acids. Gene Ontology annotation, cellular component: cytoskeleton.
CACUUCCUCCCUCCUCAUGUCCCCAGUGCCUGUCCUCGGAGGCAGUCACCAUUUCAGCUUAGCUGUUCCCUCACCUUUAAAUGAAGUUAAGAACUUGGGUGGACUUGGUUUCAAAUGCGAGCCCCUCUGCCGCCUUGUUGUGUGACCCGGGACAAGUGUCUUCACCUCUCUGGGUCCAUGGUUCCUCGUCUGUAAUAAGGGUAAGGACCAGAGUCCCUCUCACGAGGUCAUUGCAAGGUUCUUUGUGGAAAAUGGAGCGCAGUACCUAGAACAGUGUCUGGGACACAGGCUAACCAGUAACUCAGCUGCCGUUGCUAAGUUUUUCUUUAUCGAUGGCAGAUUUAACAACUGAUGAGCGCCUAUGUGCUGGGCACCAUUCUGGGUUCUGGGGACACAGCAGUGAACAGUAAGGACACAAAUCCCUGCCCUCAUGGUCCCGACGUUUUGGUAGGGGAGACGGAUUUGCCAGUAGGGGCCGAUGCUAGGCCGUGGAGCAUGCCAUGAGAGAGACGGGAACUUUCCUGGUGGUCAGAGGAAGAGGUGCUGUCUAAGCGGAGGCCUGAGGAUCCAGGCUGAGGAAGAACUAGUGCUUUAGGCUGGAGGCAGGAAUGUACCUGGCCUGUAGAAGGAGCAGCUUGGAGGCCAGAGGGGCUGAAAGCGAGCUGGGGGGAGGGAAGGGAUGAGAUCAGAGAUCACACAGAUCACGAAAGCCACAGAAAGAUCUUGGCUUUUUGUUUUUCUGCCCAAGCCAGGGGAGCUUCUGAGAAGAGGAGGGACUCAAUCUGAUUGGUGUUUUAACAGGAUCCUUCUGCUGUAAUGGGGGCACUGCAGCCUGGAGAGGGUAGGACCAGCCUGGGUCACUCAGCAGGCGCCCUCAGGCCAGGCCAGAGCCUCAGCAGGGCAGGGCGGGGCAGCUGGGGAGAGCAAAGUGCAGCCAGGGUGGGGUAGCAUAGACAACCCCGGGCUCCUGGCCAGAGUCUGCCCUGGUGGUGGGUGGCAGGUGUGGGCGAGACCUUAACCCUGCCCUGCCAGGGGCACUGGGAGCCAGAAACGGCCCCUGAGGCUGAGCUUGUCUGGAAGCAGCACCUGGUGUUUGGGUAGGGCCCACACAGUCCCUGGUGGUUAAGACUGUGGACUCGGGAGGCAGGUGGCCUGGGUUCAAAUCCUCAUUCUGCUCACUAGACUGGCAGCAAGUCACUCAUCCUUUCCGGGCCUCCAUUUGCGCUCCCCGCUUGCAAACUGAGGGUGGGACAGUGCCCGUCCCGAAGGAGCAGUGACAAUAGAAUGGGUGACAAGGAGAGGGCUUAGGGUGCCUGGUCAGCAAAAGUGCCUGUAAGGAGAUGCCACAAUUAUGUACACUUGGGGCUGUCCGGGGCUCAGCCCAGGCCUAGGAACCCAGAGCUGGGUCUGCUGAGGGACUUUCCCUGUCCUGUCUUCACAGCCUGAGUGUCUGCCACACCCCAUCCCCCAGCCCUGGUUAAGACAGAGCCAUUGCUGGGUAUAAUUUAUCUCCCCGGAAACUGUGGGGUAUUAUUUCUCUCCCCAGAAACCUCUGACCACCAACUUCUUCUUUUCAGGAAAAAUUUUGGUGGGGGUGGGGUGAGGUGGGGACUAGCACUUCCUCUCGUCUAUGUGUGACCUUGGGCAAGUCACUUCCUGUCUGGGAACCUGGGUUUCCUCACUGGGGGGAGGGAAGGUUGAACGCCCCGAGAAGGAUUGUGGGGGUGUCCUGGGAUGAUCGGGUACCUGUGAAAGGGGUGCUGACAGUUACUAAGUGCUCAGUACAUGCCAGGCACUGUGCCAAGUGCUUCCUUUAUGUGCCCAGACUCAUUUACUCCUCCCACUGCCCUGGGAGGGGGGGACUGUCAUCCCCAGUUUGCAGUUCUCAAGGGGGAGAGUUGCUUGCCUAAGUCACACGGAGUAGGUGGCUCAGCGGGGAUUUGAACCUAGGUCUCUGGAUAUCAGAUCCUGAACUCUGAACCAGUUUUGUUUUUUUUAUCCCUCCUACCAAGGCUGAGUCAGGUGUCACAUGAUCCAGAAGUCUUCUGUGAUUCCCAGACUGGGGAAGGUGCUCCUGGUCACCCUGGGCUUGGCCCUAGGUUGUCACCAGCCUGGAGACUGGACUGUCUCCUGCAUUUGAGGCGAGACGGUCAUCUGCUCCAGCCGGGCCACUGUGAUGCUUUAUGAUGACGGCAACAAACGGUGGCUGCCUGCAGGCACGGGCCCCCAGGUCUUCAGCCGAGUCCAGAUCUACCACAACCCCACGGCCAAUUCCUUCCGCGUGGUCGGCCGGAAAAUGCAGCCCGACCAGCAGGUGGUCAUCAACUGUGCCAUCAUUCGGGGUCUCAAGUAUAACCAGGCCACCCCCAACUUCCACCAGUGGCGUGACGCCCGCCAGGUCUGGGGCCUCAACUUCGGCAGCAAGGAGGACGCGGCACAGUUCGCCUCAGGCAUGGCCAGUGCCCUAGAGGCCUUGGAAGUAGGUGGACCUCCAGCGCCGCUGCCACCGCCGCAACCGCAGGCAGCACCUUCCACCUGGUCUGUCCAGAACGGUCCCUCCCCAGAGGAGGUGGAACAUCAGAAAAGGCAGCCAGAGCACGUGGAGCGGGAGCGUCGGGUCUCCAAUGCAGGAGCCCCACCUGCUCCCCCAGCUGGGGGACCACCCCCGCCUCCAGGACCUCCCCCUCCUCCAGGUCCCCCCCCACCCCCUGGUCUGCCCCCCUCAGGGGUCUCAGCUGGAGGGCAUGGAGCUGGGGGAGGCCCACCCCCUCCACCCCCUCUCCCCACAGCAGCAGGCCCCAGUGGUGGAGGGACAGGGGCCCCUGGCCUGGCUGCAGCCAUUGCUGGAGCCAAACUCAGGAAAGUCAGCAAGCAGGAGGAGGCCUCAGGGGGGCCCCCAGCCCCCAAAGCUGAGAGCAGUCGAAGCACAGGCGGGGGCCUCAUGGAAGAGAUGAACGCCAUGCUGGCCCGGAGAAGGAAAGCCACACUAGUUGGGGAGAAACCCCCCAAGGAUGAAUCUGCCAAUCAGGAGGAGCCAGAAGCCAGAGUCCCAGCCCACAGUGAAUCUGUGCGGAGACCCUGGGAGAAGAACAGCACAACCUUGCCAAGGAUGAAGUCGUCGUCUUCAGUGACUAUUUCCGAGGCCCACCCCUCUACACCCAGCUCUGGUGAUGAGUCAGACCUGGAGAGGGUGAAACAGGAGCUUCUGGAAGAGGUGAGGAAGGAAUUGCAGAAAGUGAAAGAGGAAAUAAUUGAAGCCUUUGUCCAGGAGUUGAGGAAGAGGGGUUCCCCCUGACCACAGGGCCCCAGAAGAUCCCGUUUCUCCUUUCCACACACCCCGCCUGUCACCCUGCUUUCCCUGCCUCUACUUGACUGGGAAUUGGCUGAAGGAAUGCGUCUUCCCUACUCCCUAUCCCACUUGGAAAAUUCCAAGCAGGUGUGGCUUCUGCCAUGCCCACGCCCAUACUGGCUGCUGAUUGGCUGGGGGAGCCCCCACCCUUUGCUCCCUUUGGUCCUUCCCCUCUGCCAUCCCCUUGGGGCGGGUUCCUCUGCUGGGAUGCACCAAUUAACCCCACAGUAAGGGGGAAGGAAGGAGGGAAUUUCACAUUCCCUUGUUCUAGAUUUCACUUUAACGCUUAAUGCCUUCGAAUUUUUGUUUUUUUAAGGAGAAAAAAUAUAUAUAUAUAUAUUUAGGUUUUUGGGGGGAAGGGAAUUUUUUUUCCUCUUUGAUUUUGAUAAAAUGGGGUGUGGGAGUUUUUAAAUAUAGCUCCAGGCUUGUCCCAUUCCGGGCAGCUUUUUAAGGGGGGGAUGUCCCACCAGGCUGGGGGCACCUCCCCUCACCCCAAGGGACAUCCCUUCCCUCUGGCUCCUUCCCCUUUUCUAUGAGGAAUUAAGAUGCUGUAACUUUUUAGAACCUCAGUUUUUUGAUUUUUUUAUUUGGGUAGGUUUGGGGUCCAGGCCAUUUUUACCCCCUUAGGGAAAAUAAGAUGAGGGAGAAAGGAAAGGGGGAGGAAAGCUCCCCUCUCCCUUCACCUUUAGCUUCUUGAAAGUGGGCCCCUGCAGAAUAAAUCUGCCAGUUUUUAUAAAUGCUAAGAUUUCUGGAGUGAU